AUGGUCGUUAAAUAUUAUUAUCUUCUCGUUAUUAUUUUUAUGAUUUCUUCAAUUUUAUCAGAAAAUAUUGGAUUUAAUUUACCAUCGUUAAAUAAUGGUAAAAUUAUUCAAUCUGAUACAAUACUUUCACCAGAAACAAUACAUUUAACUGUGCAUGAAACUAGUUAUUCAACUGAAGAAAAAAUUAAAUAUAUUAACGGAUGUAUUAAACAAUGUAUGGAAACUCGUCAACAAAGAAGAAAAAAAAGAGAUCUUUUUGAUAAUGGUAGAGAUACUUGUAUUCAAACGCAAUGUCGAAUUUAUGAACGACGUCGUUAA
This is a messenger RNA of Rotaria sp. Silwood1, 318 nucleotides long. NCBI's taxonomy places the organism in Eukaryota, Metazoa, Rotifera, Eurotatoria, Philodinida, Philodinidae. The record is from the annotation of a GenBank genome assembly.